AUGAUUCAAAAUGACAGACAUUACAUUUAUUUCAAUUUUAACAAGGGCUGCCACAUAGGAUUUAGAUACGAGCAAGUCCAACUUCUUGGCCGCGGCUCAUUCGGCUCAGUUAUCAAAUGUAUCGACCACAAGACUAAACAAUAUGUUGCCGUGAAAGCACUUGCUGACAGUGCUGAUGAUCACCAACAAAUUGUACGGGAAGUCGAAUUCCUGAAAAUCCUCUCAAAGCACAAAAAUGGUUCUCGCCAUAACAAUAUUUGCGAAAUAUUAGACACAUUUUACUUCAGAGGUUUUAUUUUCAUUGUUACCAAGUAUUACGAAGAUAAUUUAUACGACAAAAUAAAGGAAAAUAAUUAUUCCGGUUUUGACCUCGAAAAAGUCAGGUAUCUCGGAAAAGAAAUCGCAAAAGCUCUUUCAUUUACACAUAGUGCCGGUAUUGUUCACUCAGAUAUCAAGCCAGAAAAUAUUUUACUCCACAACCACAAGGUUUAUCUCAUUGACUUUGGCUGCUCCUGUUAUGAUGGCGAACCGUUGUACGAAACAGUACAGAGUUUGUACUACAGAGCUCCAGAAGUCGUGUUCAGCAUCAAAUACAACAAAUCAAUUGACGUUUGGAGUUUUGGAUGUCUUUUGUAUGAAUUGUUCACCGGAAAGCCACUGUUCUGGAGCUCAACAGAGUCAGACUUAAUAUCACAGAUCGUAAACAUCGUCGGCGAACCUCCAAAAGAGAUGGUCAAUUCAUCUCGAAAAAUGAAGCGCUAUUUCUACCAAAAGAAGCUAUCACAAACUAAUAAUGAUGAAAAGAAGAAGACUUAUUUGAAGAAUAAUCUCAAAAACGCUUCUCCAGAGUUUAUUGACUUAAUUUCUCAGUGCAUUUGCUGGAAUCCAACAGAAAGAGUUACAAUGAAUGAUGUUCUUAAUCAUCCUUUCUUUAAGAAGUAA
Trichomonas vaginalis G3 is the source of this 942-nucleotide messenger RNA. RefSeq names its product protein kinase protein. The transcript has a single exon. NCBI's taxonomy places the organism in Eukaryota, Parabasalia, Trichomonadida, Trichomonadidae. The record is from RefSeq and is a predicted model, not a curated record. Bases 1 to 942 code for a protein of 313 amino acids. Gene Ontology annotation, molecular function: ATP binding; protein serine/threonine kinase activity. Gene Ontology annotation, biological process: peptidyl-threonine phosphorylation; peptidyl-serine phosphorylation.